Molecule: messenger RNA, 1028 nt
Organism: Prunus dulcis (almond)
Lineage: Eukaryota; Viridiplantae; Streptophyta; Magnoliopsida; Rosales; Rosaceae
Product: autophagy-related protein 101
Exons: 7
Coding region: 157-816 (219 amino acids)
Biological process (GO): autophagosome assembly; autophagy
Cellular component (GO): phagophore assembly site
Source: RefSeq, a predicted model, not a curated record
UGAAGACUUCGAUCACUUGAAGUUAAACAAACACACUCCGAUCAAAAGUCCCAAUCGCUCUCCUCAACAUACGAAACGUCCACUGUAAUUUAUCGCAGAAAGCUAGGGUUUCGUAAUCACUCUGAACUCCAAUUCACUUUCAUCGCCAAACGCACCAUGAACUGUGAAGUUUGCCAGCUCAAAGAAUUGGAAGUUGAGCAAUUUGAGAUACGCGAAGUUCUGCGCUGCAUACUUCACACAAUAGUUUUUCAUCGGGCUUUAGGUCUUGUGCGGCCCAAAGACGUUGAUUUGGAACUUUUUGAAAUUACAUAUGUUCAAUGUGGUGAUAUGGAACUUGAGAAGAAAAUAGAUGAGAAGAUUGAGCAAUUCAUUAGUUGGGUAGAAAAACACCCAAACAAGAAAAGUCAGAUCUGCUUGUCUUUCUUUGAAGUAAAAAACAAACAGGCAAAAUGGUUCACUCCUAAAACAGAAAGGCUACAGUGGGAACAGUGGUAUAUUAAUUUGAAUGUGGCCCAACACCCCAAAGCACAUUCUGGCAAAUCUCAUAAUUCUAAAGUCGUAGUUGAUCCAGGAGAGAGUGCAUUGGAAGAGAGAAUGGCUCGCAGAGCUGUGCUUGAAGCAUCUCUUCAUGAAGUUUUGUUCCAAAUAAUAAAAUUUGUGAAUGAAAAGAAAGAUCAUGUUCCCCCUAUACCGAAUCUUGAGGGUGUAGUCUGGUUUCCCCAUGAAAUUACAAUCCCAAGUUCCUCGGAUUCUGCAUUUGGAAUGGACAUGAUCAAAAGGAUGCUGCAGACGGGCCAUCCAACCAUGCUUAGCUGAUGAGCUACGUACGUACCGCUUUGCUGAUCUGCUUCUGAAAGUAAGUUGAUUCACAUGUUCACGGUGACUUGAAACGCACAUGAAUGUGUCGAGUCGGUAAUCUUUUUCAAGCAAGGUUUGUUUGUAUGUAAAGAAGUGAAUUCUAAGUGGGUAGUUUGCCCUUUCUUUAUGUAAAUAUUCUUCCCUUCCAAUUUUGCUUCCAUUUAUCUUUA